AUGGCGUCUAUUAAUGGCGGUUCUGUUCUCUUCUUCUUCUUGACCUUUACUACAAUGGUGACAAAUUUGCAUGCCGACAUUGCAGAGUUUGAUGAUUUUUUGAAAAAGAAGGCUGAGCUUGCUCUAGAGGCCUCCCUCAAGGCAUAUAAUCCAAACCCUGAGGAAGUCGCUGAGAAUUUCAACAAACAAGUUGGGGAUUCACUUCACUUGCAAUCCUACGCAACUCAACGUGUACAAGUGACGAAGAGAGAUUACGCGAUGGAGAGCGAGUGGAAGGACUGGCAGUGGAGAUCGGAGGGAGACAAAUUCAUUAAUGGAGCAUUCUUCGUGGAGUCCGGGCCACCAUUGAAAGACAGUCCAUCCUCAGGGCAGAAAAUGAUCAAACAUAAGCCUGGUUCAUAUGCUGGUAGACUCACUCGCUAUGCCGGUAGACUCAAGUGCACUGUAGGCCAACCUUGUUAA
Messenger RNA from Ilex paraguariensis (yerba mate), 462 nucleotides. The record is from the annotation of a GenBank genome assembly. Lineage: Eukaryota; Viridiplantae; Streptophyta; Magnoliopsida; Aquifoliales; Aquifoliaceae.